Molecule: messenger RNA, 810 nt
Organism: Coniosporium apollinis CBS 100218
Lineage: Eukaryota; Fungi; Ascomycota; Dothideomycetes
Exons: 2
Coding region: 1-810 (269 amino acids)
Biological process (GO): regulation of G protein-coupled receptor signaling pathway
Source: RefSeq, a predicted model, not a curated record
AUGUCAGCCGCCCAACAAGAAUUCGACGCCCUCUUCUCCGAGAAGUCGGCCUCCCGCGCCCACCCCGAAGACUCAGCCUCCCCCUCGCCCUCGCCCUCACCCGAGCCCGAACACUUCUACGAAAACGACGACCUCGACGCCGAACCCUUACCCAACGACACCCGCUCGCGCGACUUCGUGCCCCGCCUACGCUCUGGGGCGAACACGGGGCCCAAGGGCGUGAUAGCGGAUGCGCAGGCGUUUGAGGCGGCGAGACGGGCGGGGCGGUAUACUGCUCCACCUGCACGGGCGCAGAAGACGGCGGAGUUUGAUGGGGCGGGAUGGGAGGAGGAGGGGCUGUUGGGGAGUGAAGAAGAGGACGAGGAGGGGAGCGGAGACUUCAUGGAACGGUGGAGGCAGCAGCGGCUGAGGGAGUUGCAGCGGCCUGGGCAGGGAGGGUCAAGAUCGAGGUCGAGGGAGGGGAAGAGGAGGACGGUGUUUGGGAGUCUGGUGGAGGUGGAUGGGGAGGGGUAUUUGGAGGCUGUGGAGGGGAGUGGGGCGGGGACUGUGGUGGUGGUGUUCAUUUGUGAUGAUAUGUCCGAGAUCAGCGAGAUGGUGGAGGAUUGUGUGAGGGUGCUCGCGAGGAAGCAUCCGACCACGCGCUUCGUCAAGCUGGACUUUGAGGAGGCGGAAAUGGAGGGCGCGGGCGUGCCUGCUGUGCUUGCGUACAGAGGAGGAGAGAAAUUCGCUGGAUUGGUCCCGGUUGUGGACGAAAUUCCAGACGAUGCUGAACUGAACGCUACCUCUUUGGAGGCAGCGCUGAAAAGGUGA